Messenger RNA from Molossus molossus (Pallas's mastiff bat), 2709 nucleotides. RefSeq names its product stimulator of interferon response cGAMP interactor 1 (gene STING1). The transcript is spliced from 10 exons. Bases 497 to 1636 code for a protein of 379 amino acids. NCBI's taxonomy places the organism in Eukaryota, Metazoa, Chordata, Mammalia, Chiroptera, Molossidae. The record is from RefSeq and is a predicted model, not a curated record. Gene Ontology annotation, biological process: reticulophagy; autophagosome assembly; positive regulation of type I interferon production. Gene Ontology annotation, molecular function: 2',3'-cyclic GMP-AMP binding; cyclic-di-GMP binding. Gene Ontology annotation, cellular component: autophagosome; endoplasmic reticulum membrane.
CUGCCCUCCCAUAUCACAGUCUUCAGAAAAAGAGGAUCUCAUCUGGAAAUCAGAAUAAAAAGAAUCAGCACGGAGCAUGGUGUGUGUGCUGCCUCAGGCUGGGUGUGCGGAGUUCCACGUGGGUAUUGGACGGCAAAAUUCUCCUCUCCGCAGGCUUCUGGGACUUGCAGCUGUGGGAGCAGAAGGCGACGGCAGCUCACCGGGGCUAACAGGAAAGCCCAUUCUGACCUGGCUGGGAGGUGUGCACCUUGGGAGUUUACCUCUGGAAUGCUGUCCAUUCUCCUGAUCUGAGGACAAGGGGACUACCUGACAUCGUGGAAGGAUUAGCAACCUGGUUAUUGGAACACUGGACCUGUGACGUUGAUUCACUAGCAACCAGCCCCUGCAGUGCCAGACUGUACCCUGAGAGGCGGCCCUUAGUCGAAGGGAUCAUUGCGCUGAGCCUUCUCUCCCUGUAUCCUCCCAGAAGCAACCUCCUGUCUGCAGGUAGAAGAAGAUGCCCCACUCCAGCUUGCACCCAUCCAUCCCUCGACCCAGGAGUCACGGGGCCAAGAAGGCAGCUUUUGUCCUGCUGAGUGCCUGCCUGGUAGCCUUCUGGGGUUUGAGUGAACCUCCAGACCGCAUUCUCCAGUGGCUGGUGCUCCACCAGGCCUCCCUGCAGCUGGGACUGCUGUUCAAGAGAGUUUGCAAUCUGGUUGAGGAGCUAUGCCAUGUCCAUUCCAGGUACCAGGGAAGCUACUGGAGGGCUGUGCAGGCCUGCCUAGGCUGCCCCAUCCGCUUUGUGACCCUGCUGCUGCUGUCCUGCUUUUACUACAUCUUCUUCCCAAACAUCAGUGGCCUGCCCUUCACGUGGCUGCUUCCCCUCCUGGGCCUCUCAGAGGCACUGAGCAUCCUCCUGAACUUCCAGGUCCCGGCCCCAGCUGAAGUGUCUACAGUCUGUGAACAAAAUAACUUCAACGUGGCUCAUGGGCUGGCAUGGUCAUUUUAUAUCGGGUAUCUGAAGCUGAUCUUGCCAGGGCUUCGGGCCCGGAUCCGUAGUUUCAAUCAGCUCCACGACAAUAUGCUGCGAAGCGCAGGAAGCCAUCGGCUGUACAUCCUCUUCCCAUUGGAUUGUGGGGUAUCUGACAACCUGAAUGUGGUCGACCCCAACAUUCGCUUCCUGAAUGAGCUGCCCCGGCAAAUCACUGACCGUGCUGGCAUCAAGGGCCGUGUUUACACUAACAGCAUCUAUGAGCUCCUGGAGAACGGGAGGCCGGUGGCCGCCUGUGUUCUGGAGUACGCUACCCCCUUGCAGACCCUGUUUGCCAUGUCACAUGAUAGCCGAGCUGGCUUUAGCCGGGAGAAUCGGCUUGAGCAGGCCAAACUCUUCUGCCAGACACUUGAGAACAUCUUGGCAGAUGACCCUGAGUGUCAGAACAACUGUCGCUUAAUUGUCUACCAGGAUCCUGCAGAGAAAAGCAACUUCUCCCUGUCACAGGAGAUUCUCAGGCACCUGCGGCAGGAGGAAAAGGAGGAGGUUACUGUGGGUAAUGUGGGGACCUCCGUGGUGCCUGGCCCUUCCACGCUGCCCAAGGAGCCCGAGCUCCUGAUCAGUGACAUGGAUCCGCCUCUCCCACUCCGCACAGAUAUCUUCUGAGGCUCAAGGUCACCUUGCCUGAGCCCCCAGUGAUCCCCAAGACUCUGGAUUGGGAGCUUUAUUUAGGGGCUAGAUGCCCGGCAAAGCCAUUUCCUCCCACAGAAGGUUUAGGGACUCAUCUCAAGAUGAGUCCUAUGACCUUGGGUAAGUUUUACUUGAGGCUCAAUGUCCUCAUCUAUGAAAAGGGAUCAUAAUCAUUGCCCUACCUACCUCACAGGGUUGUUGUGAGGACUACGACUGUAUGGAAGUUUCUUAUAAACUCAAAUUGCCAGGUAAACGUAAAGAAUGUGCCAGGUGUCUUCCAGUGGACCCUCCAGAUCUACUGUCCACCCCUCUCUGCCUCGUCUGCCCUGGGAUGGCAUCAAUAGACUCCCUAGCCCCUUGGCUUCUGGUUAUGUUUGGUCUGUGGGAAACCCCAAUGGGAGAAUGGAGGAAAGGAGGAGAAUGAGGUUCGAGUAUUUAUUUCCCCAGCAGCCUCCCUGCGGUGUCAAGGUCACUGUGAACUCUCUGCAUCUCUUGGCCAGACCCACUCAGGAAUCCUCUCCUCCAAGUCUGGUGAACUGCUUCCUUCCCUGGCCCCUUCAGGCCUAACAGUGGUACUGGCUCCCCACCAAUGCUCAUCUUCUAGUACUCACUCUCGAUUUUGAUUUCCUUAUAACUGCCCCUUCCAAAUGGUCCCCUUUUAAAACACUCUUCAGAUUACACAUUUGACUGUGCCAUCUUUCUCCAGUUGGACUCACUGAUACAAGCUAUUGGCAUUUAUUAUCUGCUGUGUCCAAAUCAGCUUGCACAGACGUGCUUCCUAAUACCCCUCCUCAUCCUAGUACAGGGGAGAGAGCGAGUGGAGAGUAUCCUUUCAGUGUGGACAGAGCCCACCAGGCAGGCUGAGGGCAGAGAGUUGGGCAGCACCUCCACUCCACCUGCCUUUUCAGUGAGUGCCCUUGUAUCCAGUGGGAGGCUUGGGAGCAGGUAGGGACCAGGGGCUGCCUGAGGGAGCGCACAGAUGCCAUGAGGGUACACUGCUGUGUCCUGGGCAAGGGGUUGCUCAAAGAAGCAGGGCCACUGAGUAAACA